AUGCACGCGCUUCACCCGCCAUCUAUAACGGCCAUAGACGACAGGAGCGGUGAACUGGGCGACAGGAAGGGUAAUAUGGCCUCUCUUAAAGCGAUGCUCCGCGUGCUCGUCGGUCCGGAUCACUCCAAAACAUGUUUAAUCUUCGAGAAGAACCCAGAUUCUAUUGAUCCCGAUCCUGCCAGUUACCUUUUUGAGGACCGUGGACAUCUGUUCCAGACAAAGUCUUGCGAUCAGCAGUCUGAGCUGUACUCUAGAAAGAUGACCAACUGUGAACAGCCCUGGACAAACCACAGCACUGGGGUCACUGAAGGACAGUCCGAAGCUAUAGUUGACACCUCAAACAGAUUGCCAAUGGCCGACGAACAAACGAUGAAACCAGACGUUUGCUCAUGGUCAGAUGUUCUGACUUCUUUUGAACCUGAGCACGGUCUCUCUCCUGAGUACUGUACUUGUCUCGCCAAUAUCCAAACUCUGCAUCGACCUAGACAGCCUGAGGAAGGCAUCACUGGUCCUGAAAAUCGUGAACAACAUGACGAACUCAAGCUCGAUGUUCCCGUACAAGACAGUGCUUUCUGUGAUGAAGAGGCCAAGUCCGACAACUAUCCUUGCGGCCUAGUGCACCCCAUUCCUAGGCCGAGUCUGUACAUGGCUGCGGACCCCUUCGGUUCGUUCCCAGAGACCAACGCCACAUCACAUACAAUAUCACCUUCUGCCUCGCGAGAGAGUCUACCGGGCUCGUUCAAGGACGGUUUCCGCAGAGUGCACCGUCCUUAUAGGCACAUUGAAGGCGCUAUGCUAUUCCACAACCAAGGCUCGCCGGGUAGCUCUGUGGCCACAGCCGACGAUCUUUAUACUCCUAUGGCCGGCACAUGCAGUGGCAGCACGCCUCUUCACUGCUCCAGCGGCGGACAGAUGGUGCCAUGGGAGAUGCAGAGUCCGGGAUCUGAGCUCCAGAACAACUACUUUUCUCAACUGCGUCAUCACGGUGGUCGGGUUGAAGAGAUUCCUCGCAACGCCACACUGGACGCCUGCCACGGUCUACCUUCUGUAGACUGCAGCCAGCACUACCCUCAGCAACCACCGUCUGUUCUGUACCCCUUCACACCUCAUGAAUACAACUCAACAAGCGCCAAUGACCGGAGUGCAGCCGACGAUGGACAUUGCCAGUUGACAUAUACUAACGCCGACCUCACGUACCCUCAGCACCGAUACGAAAUCAUGCAAUCUGCGCAAGCCAAAAUCACCAGCGACGGCGCCCUAAACCAUCAAGGACGAACAAGCACCAGGUCAAUCUCAUGCCACAAUGAAGUCCGAAAUGCAUUCUUGAUAGAGUGCAAACGCCGCGGAUUGUCAUACAAGGAUAUCAAGAGGCUCGGGGGAUUCGAAGAAGCCGAAUCAACCCUCCGUGGCAGAUUCCGGACCCUCACAAAGUCCAAGGAGCAGAGGGUGAGAAAACCUCAGUGGAAAGACAAAGAUGUGAGUGAACAGAAUUCCAAGCGUCCCUUUCGUUCUCAGCUGAUGCCCAACGCAGAUCAAACUGCUCUGCGAAGCAGUCAACGCCUGUUCGGGGUCUGGAAAGCAGACCUCUAA
Aspergillus fischeri NRRL 181 is the source of this 1590-nucleotide messenger RNA. RefSeq lists its product as uncharacterized. The record is from RefSeq and is a predicted model, not a curated record. Lineage: Eukaryota; Fungi; Ascomycota; Eurotiomycetes; Eurotiales; Aspergillaceae. The transcript has a single exon. Bases 1 to 1590 code for a protein of 529 amino acids.